Xenopus laevis (African clawed frog) is the source of this 1700-nucleotide messenger RNA. It is a transcript of the gene cmklr1.S, whose product is annotated as chemerin chemokine-like receptor 1 S homeolog. Lineage: Eukaryota; Metazoa; Chordata; Amphibia; Anura; Pipidae. The coding region runs from base 290 to 1369 and encodes 359 amino acids. Gene Ontology annotation, cellular component: membrane; plasma membrane. Gene Ontology annotation, biological process: G protein-coupled receptor signaling pathway; positive regulation of cytosolic calcium ion concentration; complement receptor mediated signaling pathway. The transcript is spliced from 3 exons. The record is from RefSeq and is a predicted model, not a curated record. Gene Ontology annotation, molecular function: complement receptor activity; G protein-coupled receptor activity.
UUCUUCAUAAGUGUGACAUAUCUGACUUUUCCAGCUGAGCGGAGGUCUUCAAGCAAGCAGGAAAAAAAGAAGUGAAAUUGACAGAAUGCAAACGUCCAGCAUCAAGAAAGCCACAUCCUUUACACUCAAACUACACUUGCACAUUUCAAUGACAGAGCGUUUGUAAACUUGGCUUGACUCACAGUAUAAAACAGUUUGCCUACUGAUUUUGGGAGAUAUUUCAUCAGAGAAGUCUUUAAAGCAAUCCUCCAUACACGGGCUACAAACUGUCAAAAAGAAUCCAACUCUCAUGGAUCCAUCUCUCAUGGAUACUUUCAUAAAUCCAACAGUGAAUUCAUAUGACUAUGAACAUUAUGACUAUGAAGAGGAAGCUGUUCCCUCUGUGGUCCAUACGGAUCGUGGUCAAAAUGAAGCAUCCAAUCAGAUUCUUUCUGUCGUACUGUACAGUGUGGUGUUUAUCGUGGGCACACUUGGGAACGGACUUGUUAUUUUCAUGAUCACAUUCAAGCUGAAGAAAUCAGUCAAUGUUAUAUGGCUUUUAAAUCUAGCUAUUGCUGACUUUUUAUUCACCUUUUUCCUGCCUUUCACUAUAACCUACACGGCAAUGGAUCACCACUGGAUAUUUGGAAGAACUAUGUGUAAGCUGAACUCAUUUGUUCUAGUCCAGAACAUGUUCACCAGCAUAUUCCUGCUCACCGUAAUCAGCUUGGAUCGUUGUAUAUCUGUUGUAUUUCCAGUUUGGUCCCAAAAUCACCGUACAGCUAAAAUGGCCAAAUGGCUUUCAGCAGCUGCCUGGAUCGUAGCCUUUCUUUUAAGCAUCAAUUCUUUUAUUGUCCGUGAUACAACACAUAGAGGGGAAAAAACAUUAUGUUUCACCAACUUUUCAUUGGCAGGAGAAAAUAAUAAGGCAAAAAUACAGACAGCUUACUCUUUAACACGGUUUGCAUUUGGAUAUUUGAUUCCACUUAUAAUGAUUCUAUCCAGCUACGCUAUCAUUGUCUACAAACUGAAGAAAAACAGGAUGGCUAAAUCCAGUAAACCAUUUAAGAUUAUAUUUUCAAUCAUCACAGCAUUCUUUCUCUGCUGGACACCAUACCACGUGCUGCACAUUAUGGAAAUUGAACUCAUUCGAUUUCCCGUUUCUGUAUUCAGAAUUGGUUUCCCUAUAGCAAGUGCCCUGGCGACUGCCAACAGUUGCAUUAAUCCAAUACUGUAUGUCAUUUUGGGACAGGACUUUAAGAAGUUUAAAAUGAGAAUUCUAUCCAGACUUGAUAAUGCAUUAAGUGAGGAUACUACAAACUCCCAUUUAAGCCACAGAACCUUCUCAAGAGUGUCUACAAUGAAUGAGAAAGAAUCAAUAAUGCUAUGAUUUCUUUACAAUGUGCUACCAUGCUUGUCCUGACAGAUUCAAAAAAACAUAUUAUAUUGUCCAAGAACAGUGAAUAUGCAUAAAUAUGGUAAGACAAUAUAUAAAUCAAAACUGAAUAUAUACGGUAUAUAUAGUAUGCUAGAGAAUACAGUAUCUGUAAUCUGUAUAAAAAAAAUAUGGAGAAAAUGUAAUGACAUUUGACUUAGAUGACCCUUCAUGCCCCAUUGUUUCUCUACUGCAUUACAGUCCUAGUAUAUUUUAUAUGAUCAAGUACAAGCUACUGUUUUAUUAUUUCAGAGAAAAAGGAAAUCAUUUUUAAAAAUUUGGAUUA